CAGGAGAGGAUCCGCGCCUGGCCAUCGAGGUGGGAGCUCCUGUGGAGAAUGGGAUGAGCAGAGCAGGCCCAAAGGAGCAUUUCCCACCAUGAAUGGGUUCCUAAACUGCUCUGCCAACCACACCAAGAUCUGGAGUCACUACUUGGUGCUGGCCCUGGGCAUUCCCCAGCUGACCAUCAACGUCGUCUCCAUCAUCUUCAACUGCACCGUCAUCUUCACCCGCCUGGCCACCAGGGACCUGCACAAGCCCAUCUCCAUCCUCUUCUGCAACCUGGCUGUCUCCGACCUCUUCACCAGCUUCUCUGGCUUCUGGAUUUCCAUGCUGUUCAUCACCAACCCCGACAUCACCAUCUUUGGCUCCCAGGACAUGCUGGCUCCCUACUCCCUGUACACCACCUCCAUUCUGUCCACCAUCUACAACCUGGUGAGCAUCGGCAUCGAGCGCUACCUGGCCGUGGCCGAGAGCAUGAGGACGAGGUUCAGGGUGGCCAGGAACCACUCUAUCGCUGUGGUCUUCAUCAACUGGGUCCUGGCCUUCUUCCUGGGCUGCCUGCCCCUGAUGGGCUGGAACUGCCUGCACGUGGAGAGCAACGUCUCGGUGCUCUACAGCCCCUUCUGCGUCGACUACCUCGUCUUCAUCGCCAUGCCCAACGUGGCCACCGCCUUCCUCGUGCCCCUCUUCACCUACCUGAGGAUCAUCAUCAUCCUGAGGAAGAGGAAGCUGAGGAUGCAGGCGUGCGGCCAAGCCACGGGCACCUACAAGUCGGCGGAGACGCAGGUGGCCAGGACCAGCAUCUCCAUCUGGCUGCUGGCCCUGGUGUCCUACGCGCCCUUCCUGGCCGGCGUCAUCUUCGACGCGGCCAACCAGCGCUGCCACGGCGAGCUGUACCCGGGGGUGUACAUCUUCAGGAACUGCACGGCCAUGCUGAUCACCAUCACCUGCCUGGGCAACCCCCUGCUCUACACGCUGAGGCUCAGGGCGCUGGGCGCCCGGCUGAAGGCGCUGCGCGGCCUCUGGGCCUCGCGCGUGAGGGCCUGCGCCAUCGGCCACGUCUGAGCAAACCCACCCACCCUCAGCUGCCCCGGGGGGAUGUACUGUGACAGAUGAGCAAUGCCGUGGGUGACUCUCACAAUGAACUGACAAAUAUUGUGUGUAUAUCUUGAGAAAAGUUGUUUAGAGGUGAGGUACCCCCUCACGCGGCUGUCAGGGGACAGCUGGGAGGGCCGGCUCGUCGCUGUGGUGGCACCGAGCUCCAGGCAGGAUCUGAGGAAGAGAUUUCCACCACUGGACGGUGAAGAAGAACUUUGGGAAGGGAUAAAGAACUUUGGGAAGGGUUAAAUAACUUUGGGAGGGGUUAAAGGGUUAAAAAGGGAAAAACCUCCAUUGUGAGGGGGCUAAGCACAUGGCGGGAAAAAUCUCUUGCUCCCAAAACCAUCUUCUGCUCCCGGCACCGUAACUUUUUUCUUUCUUCAGUCUCCCGUUGUAUUUUUGAUAAGGUUUAAUAAACCCUCCUAGGCU
This is a messenger RNA of Serinus canaria (Common canary), 1519 nucleotides long. Its product is annotated as lysophosphatidic acid receptor 1-like. The record is from RefSeq and is a predicted model, not a curated record. Gene Ontology annotation, cellular component: membrane. The transcript has a single exon. Gene Ontology annotation, molecular function: G protein-coupled receptor activity. Gene Ontology annotation, biological process: G protein-coupled receptor signaling pathway. Bases 89 to 1057 code for a protein of 322 amino acids. Lineage: Eukaryota; Metazoa; Chordata; Aves; Passeriformes; Fringillidae.